AUGAAAUUCUCAUCUGCCCUUGUCACGGGGGCUUAUCUCCUAUUCGCUGCUGCUGCGGUAGCUGCGAAAGAAGACACGAGCUGUUCAUCAUUAACUGCUGCUGAUGCGGAUGUGAGCGGGUGCCCAGAUCCAGUUGGAGCCGUCCUUGCCUUGUUUGACUGCGUCACGAAGAAGGAUAGUGCGUGCGCUGCUGCUGCCUAUGACCCGGGCUUCCAACGCUUUCACAAUGAGGAGUCGACUGGGGCUACCGCAGCCUAA
This is a messenger RNA of Ectocarpus sp. CCAP 1310/34, 258 nucleotides long. Lineage: Eukaryota; Phaeophyceae; Ectocarpales; Ectocarpaceae. The record is from the annotation of a GenBank genome assembly.